Messenger RNA from Arachis duranensis, 1642 nucleotides. Its product is annotated as cyclin-D4-1. The transcript is spliced from 4 exons. NCBI's taxonomy places the organism in Eukaryota, Viridiplantae, Streptophyta, Magnoliopsida, Fabales, Fabaceae. Gene Ontology annotation, molecular function: cyclin-dependent protein serine/threonine kinase regulator activity. Gene Ontology annotation, cellular component: nucleus; cyclin-dependent protein kinase holoenzyme complex; cytoplasm. The coding region runs from base 395 to 1375 and encodes 326 amino acids. Gene Ontology annotation, biological process: regulation of cyclin-dependent protein serine/threonine kinase activity; mitotic cell cycle phase transition. The record is from RefSeq and is a predicted model, not a curated record.
GCGAGGCUAUGGUGCGAGAAAGAAGAGAGUAGGAAGAGAGAAAUGCGUGAUAUUAAGGCAUCAAUACACCAAUCACCUCUUUACUCAUUACCACUGCCUUCCACACACUCUCUCUCUUCUGUCCUAUGACUUGUCUCUGUGCUUUGAUAACUCCUCCAUUCACCAUUUUCCAAAACGGAAAACACAUUAGGAUUGGAGACUGUUUCACACUCAAAAUUCACAAAACAAGGAAAAUAAAUUAAACCCAGCAAACAGACAAAAAAGAGAGAGAAGGAAGAGCACUUAAUAUGUCAAACAAAAAUCCAUAAAGACCAACCCCCCAACAAUGCAAUGACCCAUCACCGCACUCCCAUUACUACUACUAAACCCUCACCCGCCACCCACCACCGCCGCAAUGUCUUCUUCGUCUCCAGACCACUCCACUACCUCCGCUAGCAUGCUGUGCGUCGAAGACGCCAGCGAAGCAAUCUCCGACCACCCCUCUCCGCCCUCACUGGCAGCAGUCUGGCAGCCCUACGACGAUGAUUCCGACAUCAGCGAACUCAUCGACGCAGAGGCGCGGCACAUGGCGUCGGCGGAUUACCUCCGGCGGUGCGGCGAUGGUUCGGUGGACGUGAGCGCACGGUUGGACGCCAUCAACUGGAUGUUAAAGGUGCAGGCAUUCUAUGAGUUCCAUCCAGUAACGGCCUUCCUUUCCAUCAACUACAUGGAUCGUUUCCUCUCCCUCGUCUCUCUUCCGGUACGAUCCAGGUGGGCAUUUCAGCUACUAUCCGUGGCGUGUUUGUCUGUGGCGGCCAAAAUGGAGGAGCCACAAGUGCCUCUCUUGCUUGACCUCCAGCUUUUCCAGCCAACCUUGCUGUUUCACCCCAAAACCCUUCGCAGAAUGGAGCUUUGCCUCUUGUCUAAUCUCAACUGGACACUCCGUUCCAUUACCCCCUUCCAUUACCUUCAUUAUUACCUCACCAACCUCCCUUCUUCUUCUUCUUCUUUCAACCGGUUACAGUUACUCUCCGCUGCCUCCGACCUCAUCCUCGCCUCCACCCGUGUGAUUAAGUUCUUGGAGUUUCCGCCGUCCGCCGUGGCAGCUGCCGCCGUCCUCUGCUCAGCUGGCCACCACCAGCCUCAUGUAUUCCACCACAGAGUAAACCAUGAAAUGGUGAGACGCUGUCACCAACUAAUGGAGGACUACGUGCUGGACACGUGUCCCGCAUCCACCACCAAAGCCACGCGAGGCCACCCGCCACCUCAAAGCCCCGUCGCCGUCCUCGACGUCUCCACCUGUGCCAGCUGCGACACCCCUUCUUCAGCCCACCCCCAACAUGACCCGCCAAACAAGCGGCUGCGAUCCUCUGCCCCGGAUGUACGGCAGCCGUAAUAAGACGACGGGAAACAUCCUCCCAUCAUAUCAUAUUUAUUAUUAUAAUAUAUGUGUAACCUUUUUUAGUAUCUUUUGUCAGAGAGAAGAGAGGUUACUUUUUUUCCCUAUAAAACACUCUAUUUAUAUCUCGAUUAUAAGACCAAGGGUCAUGAUUUGGUAGAUUCUUGGUCCGGCUAAAGGUGACUCUAUUUUUUAUUAUUAUUACUGUGAUUUUUGAAUUUUGGUGUAUUAUCAAGCAUAAAGUAAAAAUCAACCUGUUAAGUA